Molecule: messenger RNA, 5250 nt
Organism: Cetraspora pellucida
Lineage: Eukaryota; Fungi; Glomeromycota; Glomeromycetes; Diversisporales; Gigasporaceae
Source: the annotation of a GenBank genome assembly
AUACCUACCACUACAGCAAAUAUGAAUAUUGCACAUCCACUCGGUGUAGAAAUCAAUUCUGCAUCAUUUGCGUGUUAUUCCUCUAAUGAAAUCAAGAAAUUGUCUGUUAAAGAAAUUGUUAACCCUGUCGUCUUUGAUUCCUUGGGUUUACCUACGGAGGGUGGAUUAUAUGAUCCAGCUUUGGGGCCGCUUAAUCGUAAUGCUGUUUGCGGUACAUGUAAUCUUGAUUACUUUAAUUGCCCCGGUCAUUUUGGACACAUUCAACUCCCCUGUCCCGUGUAUAAUCCUGUAUUCUUUUCUCACACAUUGACCCUUUUAAGGGCAAUUUGUUUGAACUGUCAUCGGUUUAAAUUGGUGGCGACGGAGCUCAAAUUAUUAAAUCAUGGAUUACUUUUGGAAGCACUAAGAACUGAUGGAAUUGCUGUUGAAGACAUAUUGGCAGCGAAUGAAGAUCAUGGAUCGGAUGAAAUUGAUUGUAUCGAGUUUGAUUCGGAUGAUUAUUUCCGGUCGCUUGGCAAUGAUAAGAAGAUAUAUAAGGCUACUGCAAUUAAUGCUGAACGCAAAAGUGUAGUAGCAGAAUUUCUGAAAAGGUCAUCUACUCUAAAACAAUGUGGCAAUUGCAAGUUAUACUGUCGAACGUUUAAAAAGGAAGGCCAUUCAAAAAUAUUUCAAUGCGCUUUAUCGUUGAAAGCACAGAAGAAUCAAGAGUUAGCUUUAAAAGAUCAGAAUCUAUCAAUAGAGGAAGAUCAAUUACAUGCUAAUAACAACUCUAAAACAGCAAAAAAAUAUGUUACACCAGAAGAAUUGCGUGAGCAUUUUCGUAAGCUCUUUGCGAAUGAAUCGGAUCUUUGCUCUUUAUUAUAUAGCAAGCGAGGACUUUUAUUGGAUAAAAUGGAUUCUCGGACUGAGGCCGUUCACGCAGAUAUGUUCUUUAUGGACGUGAUUGCUGUCCCUCCCACGCGUUUUCGUCCAGCUUCAGUUCUGGGUAAUAAGACAGCGAUAAAUCCACAAAGUGAACAUUUGAUCAGAAUUUUGAACGCACGUCUAGAACUUUGCACUCAUGCGGCAAUGUUGGAUAAAAACAAAAUACUUGUAGAUAAUGAGAUAAACCACGUAGAUGUUGUUGACAACCUGAUGAAAAGCUGGGUAGAAUUGCAAAAUGCAGCAAAUGGCAUGUUUGAUAAUACGAAGGGAAAUUUAAAACCAAUGCGUAACAAAGAACCAGCUGCCGGUGUUAAACAAAUUUUGGAGAAAAAAGAAGGGUUAUUUCGGAAGCAUCUAAUGGGCAAACGCGUAAAUUAUGCUGCACGUUCCGUUAUAUCACCCGAUCCAUAUAUUGACACAGAUGAAAUAGGGGUACCUAUUAGAUUCGCAAAACGGUUGACGUACCCAGAACCGGUGACAUCUUACAAUGUUAAAGAGUUGAGCCAAGCUGUGUCAAAUGGUCCUGAUAUAUGGCCAGGUGCUACAUUUAUUCAAAAUGAGAAUGGUUCUUUGAUAAAUUUAGCGAGUUUAUCACUAGAAUCUCGCAUAUCCCUUGGACAGCAGUUGCUUAGAGAACAGCAGGACAAACCAUCUUUUACCCAAUAUUUCGUCAAGACACCAUACAUAAACAAAAAAAUAUAUCGUCAUCUUCGAGAUGGUGAUAUGUUGCUAAUAAACCGACAACCUACUCUUCACAAGCCAUCUAUAAUGGCACAUCGUGCUCGUGUGUUGAAAGGAGAAAUGACAAUUCGUAUGCACUAUGCUAACUGUAAGGCAUAUAAUGCAGAUUUUGAUGGAGAUGAAAUGAACAUGCAUUUUCCUCAAAAUGAAAUUGCGCGUGCUGAAGCCUUGCUAAUAGGCAGCACAAGUCGACAAUAUCUUGGCCCAACUUCAGGAUCUCCCUUGAGAGGCUUGAUUCAAGAUCAUGUAGUGGCUGGUGUAUGGAUGACCUGUAAAGAUACGUUUUUUACAAAAGCCGAUUAUCAGCAGAUUGUGUUUUCUGCACUGAGACUCGAUCCUUCCGAUUCGAGACGAAUUUUGACUGUGCCUCCUGCUAUACAAAAACCGAAAGUAUUGUGGACUGGCAAACAAAUGAAUUUAACUGUUGGCCUUGUCCCUCUAAAUUUGCGAUCUAAAACCAAGAUUUCAGCUAAGUACUGGGGAUGGUGCGCGCCUGAAGAAGAAACAGUAAUUUUUAUUGAUGGAGACUUUCUCACUGGAGUCCUUGAUAAAUCGCAAAUUGGAGAUUCUGCAUUUGGAUUGGUUCAUUCAUGUUAUGAAUUAUAUUCGGCUGAUGUUACUGGUCAAUUUCUUAGUGUUAUGGGCCGCUUAUUUACAAUCUAUAUGCAACGAUACGGAUUUUCGUGCCGUAUGGACGAUUUGAGAUUGACACCAGAAGGAGAUCAAGAACGAAAGGAAUUAAUGAAUAAUAAUAUGGACCUUGGCAAAAUUGCAGCCUUUGAUUAUGUAGGGCUAGGCAAUUCUGUCGAGAACACGGAUUUACCAAGUGUAGAUAAAGAAUUUAAAAGUAUGAUGGAAGAAGUAUUUCGUGAUAGUGAAAAACAUCAAGGCUUAGACGCUAUAAUGAAAUCGCGUGUAAAUAAAUUGACCUCGUCAAUUAUUGCAAAUUGUAUACCAACGAAACUGUUGAAACAUUUCCCGCAUAAUAACAUGCAAACCAUGACCAUAUCCGGAGCAAAAGGAAGUAGUGUCAACGUUUCGCAAAUAUCGUGUUGUUUAGGUCAACAGGAAUUAGAAGGCCGGCGUGUACCAGUAAUGAUUAGUGGAAAGACUCUUCCAUCUUUUCUGCCUUAUGAACCUUCCGCACGUGCGGGAGGAUUUAUUGGUGGUCGAUUCUUAACUGGUAUAAAGCCACAGGAAUUCUUUUUCCAUUGUAUGGCUGGUCGUGAAGGUCUUAUCGAUACGGCUGUGAAGACGAGUCGUUCUGGUUAUUUACAACGCUGUCUCAUUAAACACCUGGAAAGCUUAAAAGUACAUUAUGAUCAUACGGUUAGAGAUAGUGAUGGCUCUGUUAUUCAAUUCCAUUAUGGGGAAGAUUCACUUGAUAUCACAAAGCAAAGACAUCUUUACGAAUUUAAGUUUAAUACAGAAAAUCACAAAGCGUUGCUACAAAAGUACGACAUUGCAAAAGCACAAAAAGUGUUGAAUACCUCUUGCGCGUCUAUUUAUGCGAAAAAGGCUGCAAAAAAGCCUCAAAAGUAUGAUCCUGUCCUUUCUCAAUAUUCACCGAGUACUUAUCUAGGAUGUUAUACGAAUGAGGAUCCAGAUGGCUUAUUUAAAGUUGACUCAAUAUCGAAACCGGCUUUUCGAAAACUUAUGCACCUUAAAUAUCUUCAUAGCUUAGUUGAACCUGGUGAAGCAGUUGGGUUGCUAGCAGCUCAAGGUAUUGGAGAGCCGUCCACGCAAAUGACGUUAAAUACCUUCCAUUUUGCCGGAUUUGGUGCGAAAAAUGUCACCCUCGGUAUUCCUCGUUUACGUGAAAUAAUUAUGACAGCAUCAGAAAAGAUAAAGACACCAAUGAUGACACUUCCAUUGCUUGAGAAUGUGUCUGAGCAAGAGUAUUCUAAAUUCUGCCAGAAAAUAAGCAAAAUAACUUUAGCUGAAAUUUUAGAUCAAAUGAUAGUAACUGAACGAUUGUCUAGCAAACGAGAUCCAGAUGGAUCGGUUCGAUGCAGGAUUUAUAAUAUUCGCAUGCAAUUCUAUCCACGAGAAGAAUAUACGGAAGAAUUCAAUAUUGUACCUUUACAAAUAGAACGCGCAAUCGAAUCAAAAUUUAUAAAACAUCUUAUGAGUGCGAUAUCUAAUGAACUUAAAAGUACUAAAAACAAGAAUGAAAUUUAUACUGAUAUAAUUCAAGAUACUGAUAAGUUUACAAAUAGGACAAUAAAAGAUGCUAUAUUUGACGAAGAUGAACCAAUUAAUGCUGGUGGAGAUGAAUCUGAUGAUGGUGAUGGCGAUGCCACUAAUGCAAGAAUAAAUUCUAGAACCAAACAGUUUGCGAGCUACGAUGGACCGGAUGAUGAUGAUCUUGAGAUAAUUAAAGAGAAUGACCUUGCAUUUCACAAUGAAGAUUCAGAAACAGAUGAUAGUGGUGGGUUUAUAGAAGAUACAGAUGAUGAUACGGACCAAUCACAAGUGCUAUUCUCGAAGUCGCGAGACAAAACUAAAAGAUCGGUUUUACGGGACAAAAUUGUGGCAUCUUCAACUUAUGUUACCGAUUAUCGGUUUGACCACACCAAUUCACGUUGGUGUGAUAUAGAAUUACGGUUUCCCGCCGAUUUCAGAAAAUUGUUAUUGCUAAACCUAGCUGAAGAUGCAUGUAAAAAGACUGUUAUCCGUGAAGUUAGUGGAAUUAGCAAAUGUUAUCCAAUCACGAAUGAAACUGAGGGAGAUACAUCAAAAACUAUUGCGACUGAAGGAGUUAAUUUUCGUCAAAUAUGGUUAUGUGAUGACAUAAUUGAUCUUGACAAAAUAUAUUCUAAUGAUAUCGCUGCUAUUCUAAAAAAUUACGGGGUCGAAGCUGCAAGAGGAGCAAUAAUGAAAGAGAUAUCAGACGUAUUUGCAGCGUAUAGUAUCAAUGUAGAUCCAAGGCAUUUGACACUUGUUGCGGAUUAUAUGACUUUUGAAGGAACGUUUAAGCCAUUUAACCGAAUGGGUCUUGCAUCUAAUUCUUCACCUUUUCUCCAGAUGAGUUUUGAGGCUACUUGCAACUUCUUGACUCAUGCAACACUUAAUAAUGAUAUUGAUACAUUAAAUUCGCCAUCGGCAAGAUUGGUACUUGGUAAAGUUGUACAAGGCGGUACUGGCAUUUUUGAAACUCAGCAGGCACCCCAGGGCCAACAGCCUUCUCAAACGCAGCAACAACAGAAUCAGCAACAGCUGUUAUCCGCUCACUCACAAGUUGACCAAAAUCAGAGGAACGGCAUGCAUAUAAAGAGGGAACAAAAAUUGUUGAAUGCUUACGUAUACGAUUUCUUAAAACGAAGUGGUGCUACAGAGACAGCAAAAGCCUAUUUAAGAGAAGGUGAUUUUCAGAGUUGCGUCAGAAAUGACGGUAGUGCAAAUUCAAUAAACGGAGGUUCAAGUUCUGAUAACGACAAUACAUCGCUACCUGACGUUGAUGUGCCUGUACAAGCACCUGAAGGUUUUCUAUAUGAAUGGUGGACUGUUUUUUGGGAUAUAUAUAGUGCAAAGUUAAAUCGUCCUGGAACUGCUGAUGCACAUCGUUAUGUAGUAGAUCAGUAG